AUGAGUGGUCCUAACGGCAUGCUGUACGGUGGUGAUGAAAUAGGUGCAUUAGUGUUUGAUCCCGGGCAUCAUUCUUUGCGCGUUGGUUAUGCUCAAGAAGACACUCCAAAAGCAGAUAUCCCUGCUGUAAUCGGCGUUGGUCCCUCAACUCACAUUCCAGAUGCCGAAGAAAAGGUUCCGGAUGGAAAUAUCACUCAAAGUGGUGCCAAAACAGGUAAUGAACUCCGCCAUUACAUAGAUGUCACAGAAAUCCAUGUUCCAAGACCAGGGAUGGAGAUACAGACAUAUAUGAAGGAUGGACAAGUUGACAAUUGGGAUUUGUUUGAGAAAAUGUUGGACUAUUGUUAUGCUAAGGUCAUUCGCUCUCCGUCUGAACAUCACCCAGCUCUGUUUACGGAAGCCGUGUGGACUUCUAGACCAGCGAGAGAGAAGCUGGCAGAAUUGCUUUUCGAGAAGUACCAGGCUCCAGCAUUUUUCCUUGUGAAGAAUGCAGUACUUGCUGCAUUUGCAAACGGGAAAUCCACAGCUUUAGUACUGGAUGCAGGAGCUAGCCAAACAUCUGCUGUUCCUGUUAUUGAUGGUUAUGCAAUUGUGAGUGCAGCGGUGCGUUCACCCCUCGGCGGUGACCACCUUGUAGCCCAAGCCAAGAAUAUGCUCAACAAUCUGCACAUACAAAUGCUGCCUAUAUACAGUAUACAGAGCAAAGAAGUUAUCAGGGAACGUGAAAGGGCCAAGUACACCCUCAAAAACCUCCCUGCUGGUCUCACGCAGUCCUGGCAACAGUAUAUGCUGAAGAAGCAGUACGAAGACUUCUGUCAUUGUGUCGCUCAAGUGUCGGAGAGUCCGUACGACGAGCGCACCGUCGCCUCGGUGCCGGGCGUGCACUACGAGUUCCCGGGCGGCUAUCACCAGGACUUCGGCCCGGAGCGGUUCAAGCUGACAGAGUGCCUCUUCGAGCAGAACCUCGGCGCGCCGCACCUGGUGUGCUCCGCGGCGGCGGCGUGCGACGCGGACGCGCGGCCCGCGCUGUGGGGCGCGGUGGUCGCGUGCGGCGGCGUGGCCAACCUGGGCGGCUGGCUGGAGCGCGUCGGCCGCGAGCUCGCGUCGCGCGCGCCCUCCUCGCACCGGCUCAAGACGCACGCGGCGCCCUCGCCGCCGGAGAGGCGCUUCGCCGCCUGGCUCGGUGGUUCAAUCCUGGCUUCGAUAGGUUCGUUCCAGCAGAUGUGGAUAUCAUCCCAGGAGUAUGACGAGGGAGGCAAGGGUCAACUGGAGAGGAAGUGUCCA
Molecule: messenger RNA, 1284 nt
Organism: Iphiclides podalirius (scarce swallowtail)
Lineage: Eukaryota; Metazoa; Arthropoda; Insecta; Lepidoptera; Papilionidae
Source: the annotation of a GenBank genome assembly